Cynara cardunculus var. scolymus (artichoke) is the source of this 1515-nucleotide messenger RNA. RefSeq lists its product as uncharacterized. Bases 50 to 1234 code for a protein of 394 amino acids. NCBI's taxonomy places the organism in Eukaryota, Viridiplantae, Streptophyta, Magnoliopsida, Asterales, Asteraceae. The transcript is spliced from 3 exons. The record is from RefSeq and is a predicted model, not a curated record.
ACCAUACACACUGAAAACACACAGAGUUCUGGAUCGAACUUCAUCUUGCAUGGCGAAUUCUUCCGUUUCUGCUGCAUUCAUGGAGUCACAAUGCGUAAUUCAACCUCGCAGGCUCAAAGAUUUUCUGCAAGACCAAAACCUACCGUUCCCUCGGCCACGAAAAUCCACUAUCUCCGUCUUCAUCCACGCCGCCGUAUCCUCCGUCAAAUCCUCCUCCAUUUUGCGCCGUAGCAUUUCCCGCCGUUUCUCAAAAUCUACACGGAGCAACAAAAACGGGUCAUCAGGAGGUUUGCCGGAGGCUACGAUGGCGAGAUCGACUUCUGUGACGGUGAAGGAUAUAUUACGGUGGAAAUCGUUCCGUGAUUUGGCGGAUCUGGAGGAGAAUAACGUUCCUCGGCCGUCGGAUUUCACGGUUGAGUCUCCUUCUCGAUGUACUGCUACCACGACCGCCACCACAACAACAUCGGCCGGAACGCCGAGGAGUAGCUGGUGCGAUAGUGAUUUUACAGUCGGUGAUUCACCGGUAUGGUGCCGUGGAUUUUCCGGCGAUAUUGAGGUCGCCGAUAAGAAGAAUUUCCACAUCAAUGUAGCCAGCGGCGAUAGAAUCCGCCAGAACACCAGAGAUCCAAAGGAUCACAUCGUACGCGAAGAAGAAGAGGAACAAUUUAGCCCAAUUUCAGUCCUUGAUUUUGCACAAGAACAUGAAGAAACCUUCUCUUCCUUCCAUCAAAUCCUCGCGAACAUGGACAGACGAAAUUUCAUGCUCAAACAACAAAUUCAAGAGUUUGAGAAUCUCAUUGUGGCUGAAGAUCAUAGUUUAGUGAACAAAAACAUCGAAUUAGAUGACGUUGAAUCGUUCAUAGUCGAAGAAAAAGCGAUCGAACUAAUGAAUCAGGUCAAAACCACAACCUCAAUCGAAGAAUCCAACUCAAACAUGGAUUAUUUGUUACUAGACUUCUUUAGGGAUGAAUUAUUUACCAAAAAGGGAUUAGAAACCGAUAGUGAAUUCGAAUCAAGGGUUUUGCGGGUGGCAAAAUCUUGGAUUAGAGGUGAAUCCGAUGAAUCUUUGGAGUGGGAAAUAGAGGGUACGAGAGAAAUGUGUGUUCGAGAAAUCGAAAAGAUCAUAAACUUGAAAGAUUUCAAAGAGGAUAAACAAGAAAUUGGCAUCGAGAUCGCGUCAAUGGUGUUUGAUCAUUUGUUAGAUGAGUUAUCAUCGGAUCUCGUUAACAUUUAGAACUCAGAAAGAAAAAGGCGAUAAAGUUUUAGAUCGCUCCCUUGACGUUGUGUUGGACGAUCAAUACUUGAUUUGAAUCCGCAACAUCGAUGAGAAGGAAUAUCGAACGGUUAAAGAUAGGUCGGAUUUAUCUUAGCGAACAUACGAUCGUAAUAUAUAGUUUAGUAUGCGUCAUUUAUUUUUGACGUUAAGGUAAAAUAUUGUAAAUUACAAUAAGUUUUCGCGGUUCUUUCAUAUUUAAUGUAUGUUUACAAUAAUAAUGAAAUGCUACAAUAAUUGUC